Molecule: messenger RNA, 381 nt
Organism: Grammomys surdaster
Lineage: Eukaryota; Metazoa; Chordata; Mammalia; Rodentia; Muridae
Product: amyloid-beta A4 protein-like
Exons: 4
Coding region: 1-381 (126 amino acids)
Molecular function (GO): serine-type endopeptidase inhibitor activity
Source: RefSeq, a predicted model, not a curated record
AUGGAGGCUCCGGGGAUCCGAUGCCUUGCCCUGUGGCUUCUAAUGGUUACCAUGCUCCUGCCGAUGCUUUCUGGUGAUAUGAUGUUUCCUCCUGGAGUCAAAAGACAACUCUGUGAAAGCGGGCAUCUUGGAGCGAAAAACAUAAUAUGCAACCAACCUGUAAAGAGAGGCUUUUGCAGUUUCAAUUUCUACAGAUACUACUUCAACAAAGACACGGCCUUAUGUGAGCCCUUCCUCUUCACUGGCUGUGGGGGCAACAGAAACAACUUUAAAACUAAAUACAUCUGUCAAGUUCGUUGCAUUGACAUAGAGAAGCAAAGCUCCUGGAGCAUCCAGAGAGUUGGGAAGAUCCCAGUCACAGUACAGUACACAGUACGGUAA